Messenger RNA from Symbiodinium sp. CCMP2592, 1905 nucleotides. Lineage: Eukaryota; Dinophyceae; Suessiales; Symbiodiniaceae. The record is from the annotation of a GenBank genome assembly.
AUGGCGGGCGAUAGUGCUCCUAGUGUCUCCUUGGAGGGGCUUGCUGCUGAGUGGGAUGGAAUUCCCACGAUUAGAGAUCGUCUUCGAGCAGGUCGAGCCAUCAUAGAGGAGGUUUCGAGCAAAAAUGUUGAUAUUCAGACUCCGAGUGCCUUCAGCGAUGUUCUGGUGCCCAUCCUUGUGAGGAUGAGAGAGUGUGCUAAGCAACUUCCUAGCAUCGAAGCCGUCCGAGAGCAAGUGGCCUCCCUGCUGGAGAUGAACAAGCGAGACCCCGACGAAACCGUAGUUCACAAAAACUCUUGGCUCCUGAAAAAGCAAUGUGUCUUCGUGAAGAUGAAAGUUCGCCGCAUGGAAGCUGUCGUUGACCAAGUCAACGAAAGCAGGGCCAAGCUGCUGGCCUUGAGAAGCUCGAGGCAGAGCGAGGACAGUUUUGACGAAGAUGAUUACGAUGACGAUGGCUCCGAUCUGGCUGGGCUGCUGGAGCAAAUGAGGGAGCUGAAUGAAAAUAACUCCGUGGACCCCAGGUCCAGUGGUUCUGGGGGGGAGGCCGGUGAGCUUUCCACCCAGCUCGAUGUGGUUUCUGUUGAUGAUGAUGCAGCAAACGACAAUGACGAGGCGAAUUAUGAAAGCGCCGAGGAUGCGAUCCGGGCGAUCGACUAUGAGGAGCCUUGCGAAGAUCGAGCUAGCAAACUUGCACGCCUGGCCUUGAUCAAAGCCAAGCUCCAGCAGCGACAUAGCUGCAUCCAGGGACUGCCGAUGGUGACGAAAGCAGCGACCGACUCGCAAGAGACAAUCCCCACGAACAUCAUGGAAGUUCCCUCGCCUCCUUCGGCUUCGAAGCCGGUGCUUAGCCCCGAUCGUUCUGCUGAGGAGCAGAGGGAGCAAUUUCAAAGGCGACAGGCGAAGACUGCCACGAAGAUUAUGGGCGAUGAUGAUGAUGAUGAGUUUCCGUGCAGCCCCCGAUCGCCCUACAAUCCGUACCCGGCUUCGCCCUCUCAUCCGAAAGCCCGAAGCUCGAAGGAUGACUUCACUCCGGAUGGCAAGGUCUCCGAGCACAAAUGCGACAGGGCUGCUCAGCUGGGGCUUCGACAGCAAACGAAGCAGGGCCGUGGACGUGGAGGACGUGGCCGUGGCCGUGGUCGUGGCCACAAGAAAGCUGCUGAGUUCUCAGCAGCAGAAUGGGCUGAGUGGGAAGAGUGGGAUCGUCUUGAAACCGAGUGGAAUGAAACGGGCCUGGAGGAGGUGGAUAACGAUGCCGAGGCAGCCGAGAACGAGCCGAUCGUGGAGAAGUCGAACAAGAAGAAGAAGAAGAACGAAGCCGAGGCAGCCGAGGAUGAGCAGACGAUCGUGGAGAAGUCGAAGAAGAAGAACAAAGCCGAGGCAGCCGAGGAGGAGCAGCCGAUCGUGGAGAAGCCCAAGAAGAAGAAGAACAGUGCCAAGGCAGCCGAGGAGGAGCAGCCGAUCGUGGAGAAGCCGAAGAAGAACAAGAAGAAGAACAGUGCCGAGGCAGCCGAGAAGGAGUCGAUCGUGGAGAAGUCUAAGAAGAAGAAGAACAGUGCCAAGGCAGCCGACGAGGCGCCGAUCGUGGAGAAGUCAAAGAAGAAGAAGAAGGCCGAGGCAGCCGACGAGGUCCCAGAAUCAGCAAACAAGAGACGACGUGGUGGCAACGGUGACACUGAUGGCGAGAAGGCAUCAUUCGCUGGCAGGUACAGAGCUAAUAAGCGGCCUUUUGAGGGUGCACGCUGGGAUGCUAUCAAGGAGGCUUUCGAGACCUAUGUCAAGCCGAAGGGGCCGUUCUGGACUUGGUGCAUGAAAGACAUGAAGGACCAGGAUGUGACGAUCGAGAAUGUGUCGGAGUAUGUGGCCAAGUCUACCAAGAGAUACCUGAAGCUGGCCUUAGCCUUGUAA